Molecule: messenger RNA, 6389 nt
Organism: Pseudo-nitzschia multistriata
Lineage: Eukaryota; Bacillariophyta; Bacillariophyceae; Bacillariales; Bacillariaceae
Source: the annotation of a GenBank genome assembly
CAGCAGCAAUCARGUUUUCUUGGAACCAGUUCACUYYACACGAGAACCAACGAGUUGUGACACAUCGAUCCUCCGGYAAUUCACUAUUCAGUACAUCGACACCAACGGUUGGCUGCAUUGAUGGAGACAAUCCAAUCCAAUCCAAUCCAUGAAACGAAACAUGUCUGCCGGUGAUGACAACCUCGAUGCCGUUGACUUAGACGAAACCUCUUUCAAUCUUGACAACGUCGAUAUGAUAGACGACGAAGUUGUGGAUGUUCACGAUCACGUCGGUGUCGAYGUCGAUGUUGGGACCGAGCACGAGCUUCCGGAGCGGGAAGCCGAAAUCGACGAGGAAAAGAAAAAGGCGUUCGAAAAAAAGCGGGAAGAAAUCUUGUCGGYGGUCCCCCAAUCGGUGAAAGAACGUUUUGGGAAAAUCUACUUCUCAACCUUUGGCAAGUUUAUCGGGCCGGUCCUGAUCAUGAAUCCGUACAAGGUCAAUCCGGGUGCACUUCGGGAGCAAUGGAUGGGUAUGUUCCACAAUGUAAGUUACUAUUGUGUCUAACGUGGUGGAAGAAGAGCACUAUCAGAGACGUUCCGCUGCAUAAUAAUGAUUUUGCAUGCGUGCGAUGUGGUGCUCUGCUGUGGCGCAAUGCGACCCGACGUGAUGAGAUUCUCAUACAAUCUUACUUACUAAUCUAUUGAAAUCGGCUUCGCCCAAUGCUUAUGCAUUUGUGAACAAACAAAUAAACCACAAUAAACGUGAAGUGCAAAAAGAGUGGUAGAGAAGAACAAAUGACCCACUUGACAUACUGGUAUGGAACGUACAACGAUCUUCACAGUGCAUACUCCUUCCAAAAGACUUCUUCACUUAUGAGCUACGAGCUGGGAAUGAAGAAGACAGAAAAGAAGCUGAGAUCUGCGAAGCAGCGACUAAGCGAGGGGAAAAAGAURAWCCGGRRWGAUUCUAAUUUCAUAAACGGAKUCGACGAAAUGGAGGCGGAUCGGUUAAAAGAUCCGACGGAACGGUGCGGUUACGUCGGUUGCAACUUUUUGGAGGAAUAUCACMUUGAAGAGGGGCACGACAACACAACACAGGAAACGCCGGAGCAUAAGAAAGAAMAAAAGAAARCAAAAACCAAAUCAUCAGAUGGAGCCAUUGUCAAAAAGAGGAAGUUAAAAAAAAUGGGAAACAAAUCAAAAACGAAGAAGAUAGAAAAGAAACAGCACCGGGAAGAGGGGACCCAGGAAGCCGCCAAGAACGGGGAAACACCAAAACCGAAAAAGAAAUUGGUGAAGAAGAGCAAAAAGAAAGCCGACAGCUCCAUAGAUAUCUCGAGACCUAUGAAGAAAAAGAAAACUGGGAGUAGUAGUGGGGCCACCGCCAAAGAUCCGAACACCUCKAGUCAAUCGUCUAAUCGAGAAGAAAACCACGCCACCGAAAACGGAAAUAGAAAGCGACAGGAAGAAGAUGUCAAGGGCUCUGAAAAGGGAGRUGAAGAUGUGACGAAAGGGGCCACCAAGAAGGCCAAAGAUAAAAGACCAAGUGCCUACGAUGAGUAUGUUGCGAUGGUCGAUGUUUCGUCACACGGUGAGACAGACGACGAAAACCUGGAACUCGACGACCUGCAAUCCAGUGACGACUCAGAAGACGAAGACUACAUGGUGAACMAAAMAAAACCAAAAGCAUCAAAAAAGAAAASUUUAGAAAAGAAAUCGAAAAGCGGCRAAUCCUCGACAAAGCSGAAAGAAGUGCCAAAAAAGAAGGCGCAAAAGAUUAAAAUCAAACUCGAAAAGCCCGCCACAGCUACAAAMGACAAGAAAUCUGCGGCCAAACCAAACCUGAAACACUUGUACAAAAAAGAACAACGGAAGUUCCACGAGUGUGAGGCUUUGUAUCUUCCUCUUCUCCACCGCUGGGAAAAAGCUAUAACCAACAAAGAUGCCAACCAGCUAUCGAGAAUCUAUGACGAGCUCCUCUCGAAAAUGGAGAUGUUCACCGCACCGUUUAUGGAAGCAUACGAAAUGGGCAAUCUGAUGAAGCGUUCGAGAGGUUUCGAAAACGAAAAAAGAAAGCGUGUCUUGUCAAAAUUCAAGACGGUGUACAAGGAAAAGAAAGCCAUGGUUCCCAAGGAUUUCAAACCGGUCAAGGAAAGCGAAAAAUACGUUUCUCCGGACACAACAAACRCCGUACCACCUACGAAACUCGAACCCCCCGUCGAAGAGACCAGCCAACCAAAGGACAAAACGCCACUCCCAAAACCCGACGAGGAUGGGCAAACCCCGAACCAGCCCCCGGUUACUGCCAAAAGCGGCAACGAGAAACCACCCGUGGACACGCCGAUGCCGGCGGUWCCRAARAAGUCUCUGAAACGAUCCCAGAGCGGGAUAUCCUUCUCCGACACGGACCCGGUGCCGGCACCGGUGCCGCCUCUGCCAAAAAAGAACCAAYCCAGUGCCGCAAAGGCGGAACCGAAGCGGCGAUCAUUCUCCCUCGGAAAGCUGAUGCGCCCGGGGGGGAGUUCGUCGCCAACGCCGGGGAGCAUGGGCGCCAAACCCAUCUCUUCGUCCGUGCMGUCUUCGUCCCAGCCGUCCGCCAAGAAGAGCCAGAAAACCAGCCACCUCUGGACCACCGAAAUCUCGUCGAGCGACAAUUCUUCAAAGAACGAAGACCGGACCUUUGGGCUGGAAUUUUUGCAGCAGGCCGCCYUGUUCAUUCCCGAGGGCAAGACCGUCAACCGCAACGCCGUUGCGCGCAACCUGGAAACCGCUGUCUACCACUGGGCGACGAGGGACGGCGGCAAGAAAAAGGAAGCACCUAGCACCGCUCCGGACGACCGCCGGUGGCUCGACAAGUACUGGAACAAGAUACACGACCUCUCGGCCUGCGUCAGUGGCAAACGCAGGCGCGGGACGCUCGCCGACMUGAUCGCGGAAGGAAAAUUCGCAACCCCGGACGAACUGGUGGGCCUCGGCGGCGAAGACCUAUGGCGUUCGUUUCAGGGAUCCCCGCUGGAGUGCUAGUUCCUUCCGGUGACRAUCAUCGCGAUCGAUCCACUGGAUUGGUGGUUGGAUCCACUGAUAGGGCUUUCACAAUCUGUGUGUGUAGGCGUUGCAAUGGAAGGUUUCCCGACAGGCUUGCUCGCCGCAAGAAUGAAACUGCGSAUCCAACAAACCUGCUUUCUUGUGGAUGAGAUGAGUUCUAGUUCCAUGCUUCCUUCCUUCCCUAUUUAGUGUGAAACGACCGUGUAUUUUUUUGUUCUUGAUUUCAUCCUCUUUCGAUACCUCUUGCAGGCUACGAAUGUUCAUAGUAGUAGUCAUGGUCGAACCAAUCKGAAGCACUUUCGAGCAAUUCGAACCAUGGCUAUUGUUUGGAAAAUCUAAAUAUUAUAGUUAACCUCGUCAACAUCUCGUUAGUUUAAUGAUAAAGCAUUUCUGCUGGAAGCCAAUCCUUUGAACGACGUAAUCUAAUACCAUACGUAAGGUAGAUAAACAAGGUACGAGUACAAUAAGCUUAAAACUAUGCGCGUGUGGUUUUCGUAUGUCCUCCCAAAAAAGAUUUGUCUCACUAUUUUUUCUUUGAUGAAUGACCGAACAUGCAGUUCCGGUUCGAGCUCGUACUCGUGCAUUACUGUAUGUACCAUGCGUUGUGUACAGUGCACCUCCUUCAAGUCACAAUUCGAAAAUCCAUCUAUUUUCGUGCAUCGAUGCGAUCCACUCACUCAAUCCAGUCUAAGUCAUUACUGUUGAAAACCACAACCAAGAAACCCUACGGACAACCUGUGGGCAACAGCCUCCAAAAGCAACAGCAAUAAAUCCAAACUCUGCUGGAGAGAGAAUUAUCAAGAAAAAAACAGAUUGAUCCUCGCGAUGGAAGAAGCAACGCUCGUUUCAACCCAGCGUUCGACAGGACSAAAGGGCAGGUGCCGCGUCAGCAAGCACUCGCUGCCGUCGUUUUCCGGGUUUCUGCUCUCCAUUUUGCUUCUUGUCCAAUCGAUGGUCCUAGUAUCGCCCGAGAUCAUCGAACUGGACAUGAUCAUCGACGCAGACAGCGACCAGGUCCAUUUCGUUCGUGGGUUCCUCCAGGCCCCCGCCUCGAUCAGCAUGAAGAAGAUUCAUCUGAUCACGAACGAAGACAUUUUCUUUGACMUCGACGGCGACGAUUCUCUCUUCGGCUACGACAGCGAGUACGGGGAAGACGGCUUCGACUACSAGAYGGACGACGCCUACUCUCAGCGUACAUCGAGCCCGAUCUCCGGCGAAACCGACGACUUCGAAUCGAACGAGGAGACCCGAGAGCCUCUCCCUCCGCCGGAGAUUGUCCACGAGCAAGACGAGAACAGCGGCAAGGAAAGCGGCGAUGGUAGCCAUGACGAUAGCGGCGCCGAUGCUCCAAUCGAAUUGGAAAAAGAAACAGAAGCGGGCGAAGAAAGUUCGGGCGAGGGUGAGAAAGGAAACAACACGGAGCACGACAACAACAACAACAACGACCACAAUAACAACAACAACAACAAAAAGAAUAACGGUGAGGGUCAAGGUCAGAACAAUGACGGGCCACCAUCAAAUGCGAACAACAAGGACAAGGGCGAGGGUCAGGGUCAGGACACUGAAGGAGCACCUGUUGGAAACGAAGGAAAGGGCAACAAUAACAACAAGAACGACCACAAUAACAACAACAACAACAAAAAGAAUAACGGUGAGGGUCAAGGUCAGAACAACGACGGGCCACCAUCAAAUGCGAACAACAAGGACAAGGGCGAGGGACAGGGACAGGACACUGAAGGAGCACCUGAUGGAAACGAAGGAAAGGGCAACAAUAACAACAAGAACGACCACAAUAACAACAACAACAACAACAACAACAAAAAGAAUAACGGUGAGGGUCAAGGUCAGAACAACGACGGGCCACCAUCAAAUGCGAACAACAAGGGCGAGGGUCAAGGACAGGGACAGGACACUGAAGGAGCACCUGAUGGAAACGAAGGAAAGGGCAAUGGUCAGGGAAAGAAUAACGAAACUCCACCACCCGAAGUGAGCAACAAUGUAGAUAAGGGCGAGAGUGAGGKCGAGRGCGAGGGACAGAGUAACGAAUCACCACCAUCGGUAGCRAACAACGAUGAAGAUCAGGGCGGUGAUGAGGGACAGCCAAAUGAAACAYYACCACCACCGGAAGCGGGCAAGGAUGAGAACGAGGCCGAAGGACAGAACGAUGAAGCAUCGGAAGCGAUGCCAUCACCACCCCCAUCGAAAGCGCACAGCAAUGAAGAUAAGGGUGAGGGCCAAGGACAGCCAAAUGAAGCACCAGCACCACCGCCCUCGGGGGCGAUCAACAAUGAAAACAAGGGCGGUGAUGAGGAACAGCCAAAUGAAACAACACCACCGGAAGCGGACAAGGAUGAGAAUCAAGGCGAAGGACAGAACGAUGAAGCAACAGUAGCACCAACAAGUACAGGUACUUCAUCUGGCACUUCGAUUCGACGACUUGAAAAAAACAGCUCGACUUCAAAGCAAAUCCUUGACAUUGUGGUGUUCAUGCUUCCAACAGACUGYAAAAAGGAYAUAUGGGGUAAUUGUGAUUGGGUGUCCUUGGGAGUCGGUGCUUACGAUUACGAUAUGGAGGGAGGAAUGAGCUACUGUUGCUCGCGCGACACAGCCACGAGGGGGAUUUGUGACACCCAUUCCACCGGGAAGCUGAUGGUCGAUCACAACAUUUUCGACGGAGAGCACCGCAAAGUCGAGAUCCCCUCUCAGCCCCUCACGGAUUUUACGAUGGACGACCCAGAUUUUGAUAUCAGCGUGUCGGGAGAUUACGUCAUGGUGAUUGCCAACUGCGACGACGAUGGCCUCGGGGUCAUCACUCUCGGGACCAUGGAAUGGAAGAGUGUUGGGGGAUAUCUCGUAAGUCUUGCUCUACCGGGCGAAAAGCCUGCCUGAUGACUCGCACACCGACAUGUGCUUCRUUAACACUUGCUUCGCUUCCUUUUUCCACUUUYGUGUUUCGUGUUUCGCUUCUUUYAGCCCGGAGACAUUGUUGGCCUGAUGUACUUUUUUGCUGCCAUGGCAGGCACCUACUUCGUUUUGGUAUUGUGGUAUUCCUGUGGGAUGAGAAUAUUCCAAGAGGCCGCGAUUCCAAUCCAGAAAUACAUUUUGGCAACAAUCGUUCUUGGUUUUCUCGAAUCUUCGUUCCAGGCAUUGAAUUUGUACGUUUGGAAUUUGAACGGAGUGGAGUCACCAAUUCUGAUAUACAUUGGUAAGUGUUUCUUCAACCCGUAGAAACAACAAUUGUUUUCUUCCAACUGCKUYGGCUUUCGCUSGAUUCGMCCCCGGUUCCCUCUAACCUUUGURCCCGACAAUGCAAUGCUCUUUUCCGCUGGUCCAAACCCUAGCUCUCGGGCUGAAGAUUCUCGAAC